This is a messenger RNA of Dermatophagoides farinae (American house dust mite), 1987 nucleotides long. RefSeq lists its product as uncharacterized. NCBI's taxonomy places the organism in Eukaryota, Metazoa, Arthropoda, Arachnida, Sarcoptiformes, Pyroglyphidae. The record is from RefSeq and is a predicted model, not a curated record.
UUCUUUCCCACAAUCAAAUUGUUUGGAAUUUGAAAAAUUUUCAAUAUUCAAAUUCUUUUGUGUGUGUGUAUGAGGUUCACAGGCAAUCACGCAAAUCAAUCCAGCCAACCAGCCAUUAUAAAUGAAUUAAAGUUUGAAAAAAAUUCCUUUCAAUGAUUAUUGUCUUGUCUUGUUGAUCGUUAUGAUCAUCAUUUUGUGUAAUUCUCAUUCUGGACGACGACCACGAUAUAUAUCAUCAUAUUGAAAAUAUAUUUUGUUUGUCUAAAAUAUCUUUAAAAACAAAGAAAUAUUUAUGACCGACAAGAAACUUUUUUUUCGUAUAUGUCAGUCGAUUUAAAUUGGUUGUGUGGUGUGUGGGUGGGUGUCAUCAUCAUCGAUCAUCAAUCAUUCGAUCGCGCGUAUGCAUCGAUGAAAAAUAAAAAAAAACACACAUAUUGAAAUUCACAUAGUGGUCGACAUUUCAAGUGUGGCGACAAACACAACAAACAGACAUUUGUUUGUGUUUGUUCGUUACAUUGUUGCUUUUAUCAUUACACAUGUCAUCAAUUAUCUUUUUUUCCAAUUGUUUUUAUUUCGCGUGUGUAAAUAUCAUCAUCAUCAAACGUUGUUGUUUUGUCUGAUCAUCAAUAGAUAUUGAUGCUGCUAAAAAACUGAUCGAUUAUAGUGGGAAAAGUUUUUUUUACGACAGAAAAACAAAAAACUCCAUUUGAAUUAUGUGAAAGUAUCGUUGUGAAUAACCAAUGUAGUAGAAAAAACAACAACAACAACAACAGAAUCUUAUUCGCUUGCCCAGGUGUUGAAAGUUUUUUUAAUAGCCUAAAUUUGAGUGAUCAUCAUCAUCAGCGAUCUACUAAAAACAAAAAAAAAUUCAACUAUUGAUCGAUGAUCGAUCAUGAUCGACAAUAUUUAAUGAUGACAUCCGAAUGUGUUAGUUUCCAUCAUUGGAUCAUGCUAUCAUGGUGUUAUAAUAAUAAAAAUGAUGAAAACGAUGAACAUAUGGAUCAUGAUCACCGUCGACGAUUAUCAAACAUUUUAAUUCAUAUGAUCGAUCAUCAAUUGAUGGCUGCAAUGAUGAUAGGCUUAACAACAACAACAUCAACAACAAAAACAAAAAUGGCCAUCGACAACGACAUUGAUCAAUCUAACAUAAUCCCAAUGGAUCAUUAUGAAAAACAAAAACAAAAAUUUUGUUGGGCAACAACAUUUAGAAAUGAUUCAUUCAUUGACCAACAAAGAUAUCAAAGAUAUUCACCACCAUUAUCAUCGUCAUCAUCAUCAUUAUUCAAAAUCAUCAUAAUAAUAAUGGCCAUUUUAUCACUAUCUACAAUUUCAGUAAUCGAUUGUAUCAAAGUAGUAUCAUUAAAUGUACCACCACAUGUACGAAAAGGAUCCGAUCUUCAGCUAUCCUGUUUAUUCGAUUUAGAUAAUGCAACACUUUAUUCAUUAAAAUGGUUUUAUCGAGCACAUGAAUGGGAUCGUGAUGAACAGGAAUUUUUUCGUUUUACACCGCGUCAUAAACCAUAUAAACAAGUAUUUCCAUUGGAUGGCAUUCAAGUUGAUCUAUCUAAAUCAAGCGGUUCAAUUGUCUAUAUUCGUCGUGCAUCAAGUAAAACAAGUGGCAAAUAUAAAUGUGAAAUUAGUGUCGAAGAAACAUUUCAAACGGUUGCUGCUGAAAAAUUAAUGACCGUUUUUAAUUCCAAUCAUUCACCAUUCAUCAACCAUCUAAUUGUCAAUUCAUUCAUAUUGCUCAACAUUUUAAUCAUUUCCAUAUGGAUUAUCCACUGACCAAAAAUUGAUAAUCAAUGAAUCAAUCAAUGUCAAGUGUUGUUAUUAUGGUUUAAUAAAUGGGAUUAAAUUGCAAAUCCAGAAACUUGAAGAAAAUUUCUUCUUUCUGGCCAAAUCAAUCAUUGCAUAUAUGAAUGUUGUGUAUAUCUGAUUUUUUGUUGUUGUAAAUAUGAAAAAAAUAAAAUUUCACUGUAUUAUAUAA